AUGUAUCCAAAUGGAUCUGUCCUCUCACUGGUCCUGACUUUGCACUCUCUGGAACUGCCUGAGACGACCAUUUAUCCUGCAUUCAUAUUUGGAUUAACAACAUACUUGUUUAUCUUACUCUGCAAUCUCACAAUUAUUAUUACAAUUUGCAUGAACAGAAAUCUUCACAAACCAAUGUACAUACUGUUGCUUAACCUGCCAAUCAAUGAUGCAAUGAAUGCUACAAGCCUUUUUCCUCACCUGCUGUAUAGUAUAUGGUCUCAGGACAGAUCAAUAUCCUAUCCUGCAUGUUUUCUUCAAGGCUUUUUCGCACACCUGAAUGGUGGAGCAUCUUAUCUUAUUCUUACUGCUAUGGCCUAUGACAGGUAUAUCGCUAUCUGCUGCCCGCUGAGAUAUGGAGCCAUUAUGACUACCAAUAACUUGGGGAAAAUCAUUACUGGGAUGUGGCUUUUAAAUUUUUUUCUUAUAAUAGUAGUUUUCUCUCUUCUAUUACCUUACAGGAUUUGCCAGACACACAUGACAGAUCUAGUCUGCUAUAGGUUAACUGAUAUUUUAUUUGUCAGCAACCCAGGUUGUAGCCUAAGUAAGAUGAUGCUGGAUAUGGCUAAAUGA
This is a messenger RNA of Sinocyclocheilus anshuiensis, 612 nucleotides long. Its product is annotated as putative olfactory receptor 13C6. The record is from RefSeq and is a predicted model, not a curated record. Gene Ontology annotation, molecular function: olfactory receptor activity; odorant binding; G protein-coupled receptor activity. NCBI's taxonomy places the organism in Eukaryota, Metazoa, Chordata, Actinopteri, Cypriniformes, Cyprinidae. The transcript has 2 exons. Gene Ontology annotation, biological process: detection of chemical stimulus involved in sensory perception of smell; G protein-coupled receptor signaling pathway. Gene Ontology annotation, cellular component: membrane. Bases 1 to 612 code for a protein of 203 amino acids.